This is a messenger RNA of Anoplopoma fimbria (sablefish), 2394 nucleotides long. RefSeq names its product ALG14 UDP-N-acetylglucosaminyltransferase subunit (gene alg14). Bases 149 to 796 code for a protein of 215 amino acids. Gene Ontology annotation, cellular component: UDP-N-acetylglucosamine transferase complex. The record is from RefSeq and is a predicted model, not a curated record. Gene Ontology annotation, biological process: dolichol-linked oligosaccharide biosynthetic process. NCBI's taxonomy places the organism in Eukaryota, Metazoa, Chordata, Actinopteri, Perciformes, Anoplopomatidae. The transcript has 5 exons.
UUAUAUCUUCACCCAGGCUGUGAACAACAGACCCAGCCUGAAGGCCAUUCUGAACCUUUGGUUUCAAUCUGCUCCAGAGAAGAAGAAUAAGGGGCUGGUCAUAUUGGUGUUUUGUGCCCUGAAACUGGCUUUAGCCACCGUAGCUGUCAUGGCGUUCCUGGUAGGAGCUGCGUUUGCUGUUUUACUUAUAUGUGUGUUAGUUAUUGUCCGAUUAUAUCAUGUUGUGAACACUGGCUCGAGCUAUAAACCUGGAACAAAAGGUCCGGUCGCGGUUCUCGUCGUCGCAGGAUCAGGUGGUCACACCACAGAGAUCCUGCGGCUGAUCGAGUGCCUGUCUGAAGCCUACACACCUCGACACUAUGUUAUCGCUGACACUGACAGGAUGAGUGAGGAGAAAAUCUGCACCUUUGAAAGCUCCAAACAUUCAGACUCUGAGUCACAGUUCACCAUCUGUAGGAUACCACGGAGCCGGGAGGUGCAUCAGUCCUGGAGUUCCUCUGUUAUCAGCACCCUGGACGCUCUGCGGUAUUCUCUUCCUCUGGUCUUCAGACUCAGACCUGACAUGGUGCUGUGUAACGGCCCAGGGACCUGCGUUCCCCUCUGUGUGGCAGGACUCCUGCUUGGAAUUCUGGGAAUGAAGAAAGUCUUGAUAGUUUAUGUUGAAAGCAUUUGCCGGGUAGAAACACUGUCCCUCACAGGGAAGAUCCUGUACCCAAUGUCAGACUAUUUCUUCGUGCAGUGGUCCUCUCUGAGAGACAAAUACCCCAAAUCCAUUUUCCUCGGAAGAAUAGUGUGAAAACAUCUGUUACGCGUAAACACAAAUGUGGGAUGAAAUAUGUUGUAAUGUUUGUUGUAACGAUCAUGAAUGAAUACUCUUUUUUUUUUUUUACGUUUGAGUUCAGUUAAAACAUUGUUUAAUAAUUUAAUAGUUCUGUGAGGUCUAACACUGCAGUAUACUUGAGGUUACAUAGAAAAAUAUUUGAUUAUCUUAUUAAAAAGAAAACCAAAAAUACUAUAUUAAAAAGGAAGAAAUGCCAUAGUUUAAAUCUGCACUGACGGGUGUCUUUCUGCUGCUGGUUGAAUAACAUAAAAGGAAAAGUUGAUGCGUUUUUCAGAGUAACAGACACUUGUAUUUAAACCAUAGAGCUUUCUACCUAGGCAGUAUAACCGCUUGCUAUUCUCUCUUGCUAUGCGUGUGAAAACGCAGCCCUUCAUCCAUUUUGUUAAGGAAGGAGUUUUUACAUGCAAUAUUUUUAUGCAUUAACUAAAGAUGUAGAUAUUCUACGGCAUAAGAUGUUUACACAUAAAUACCUUUCAAAGCCAACAGGUUGUUCAAUUCUUGUCGAGGUGUGUUAGAAAGGGAGUCUGAGGCACAGCAAUUUUGGGCAAUUGCUGUCCCCAGCCAAAGUUCUUGGAGCACACAAACCAAAACAUUUGGGUAAGCUAUUGCUCACAGGGUUUCUACCGCUUGUCUGUUGGACCCCUGCAGUCAAAAGCUCCACCCAGUUCAGUAACGGACAGUAUACCUGGGUUGGUUGGGGCCCACUAUCUCACCGCUGUGGCGGCAUAGGUCAUAAAGAAGUAGGUGGACUGUGGCGACUUACCCUUUGCCGGUCAGGAUCAGUGUGAUUUUAUGUCACGGUAGGGGUGAGUUAGAGUUAAAGUUAUGAUAUUGUAACCCUUGUUCCAUAAGCACAUGUGGAGCCCUGAGGGGGUAUUGUUUCUACACCACUAGCUAAGAAGGGUUUAGGAUAGUUUAGCAGUGGGGUGUACUGUCUUACAUACUGUUGGGUCUGCGUGUAUUCGGGUAGUCCUGAUUUGUUUCAUGGAAACAAUAAACAAUGUAUGAGAGCGACACUACAGUUUGUAGUGUAGUUGUGUGAUAAUGUACUAAAUAUGUUGAUCAAACACAAUGAAAUUAUAACUUCUUUAUUUCUAAACACAUUAUUCGGCCUAUAGAAACACCAUGCUAAAUGGACUUGCAUUUGUACAGCGCCUUUCUAAACUUCCGACCACUCAGAGCGUUUUGCAAGCAGCCUGUCUAGAGGAGUUAACAGCUCUACUGAACCGACGUCUGUCGGUUUGAGGGGGGGGCAAUACAAAAUGGAGGACUUUCCUUUUCUUAUUAAUGCUUAUUUUGUUCUGCACAACUUUUACGAAGGCCGCACAGAAACUGUUACGGAACAAAAGCACAAAGGCUGAUCUCCAGUGCAACAGAGAUUUCAGCUACCGGCAGAGCUACGAGUGAGAGAACAGACAACAACCAGGAGGAAACGAGUGAGAGACGUGUGUUGAUCAAAUGUAUGGACCCAUAAUCCAGGAUGAUUUGUAAGCGUUCAUUUCAAAGUACAUUUGGUGUAUGUGUGUGUGUGUGUGUGAGAGAGAGAGAGACAC